Zea mays is the source of this 2049-nucleotide messenger RNA. RefSeq names its product magnesium-protoporphyrin IX monomethyl ester [oxidative] cyclase, chloroplastic. Bases 338 to 1558 code for a protein of 406 amino acids. NCBI's taxonomy places the organism in Eukaryota, Viridiplantae, Streptophyta, Magnoliopsida, Poales, Poaceae. The transcript has 5 exons. Gene Ontology annotation, molecular function: magnesium-protoporphyrin IX monomethyl ester (oxidative) cyclase activity; metal ion binding. Gene Ontology annotation, biological process: chlorophyll biosynthetic process; photosynthesis. Gene Ontology annotation, cellular component: chloroplast thylakoid membrane. The record is from RefSeq and is a predicted model, not a curated record.
GCAUGCAUAUUCUAUCGGUUUAGCGUUACGCACGCUCGAAGUAGCGUUCACUCGUACGCUACAGUGCAUAGAGUAUCUCGUCCAGUCGCCCGCUACAGCAAAAAUUUCUACGCUAUGCUUUAGCGUUCGCGUGUCCGGUAGCAAGUGCGGCUAGCCUUAUCUAGUUAUCUGUCACCGCUCGCAAUCCCCGCUGCCAUGUCACCACCGCCCAGCUCGUCGCCAUCCCGCAGCAUGACUUCAUGAGCGCACCGCAUAUACGCCUACUCCCCGAACAGCUCGCUCCGGCUGCCCAGUCCUCGCCAGUCACCACCGCCCAGCUCGUCGCCAGUCGCCACCAAUGGCCUCCUCCGCCAUGGAGCUCUCGCUCGUCAACCCCGCCGCGACGCACCGCCACCGAGGCGGCCUCGUCGGCCUGCCCCUCGCCCGGCGCUCCGUGGUACGCUUCCGCGUGUCCGCGGCCGCCGCGCCGCCCAAGUCCUCGGGCCCCAACAAGCGGGGCAAGACGGAGAUCCAGGAGACGCUGCUCACUCCCCGCUUCUACACCACCGACUUCGACGAGAUGGAGCGCCUCUUCAACGCCGAGAUCAACAAGCAGCUCAACCAGGCGGAGUUCGACGCGCUGCUGCAGGAGUUCAAGACGGACUACAACCAGACCCACUUCGUGCGCAACCCCGAGUUCAAGGCCGCCGCCGACAAGAUGGAGGGCCCGCACCGCCAGAUCUUCGUCGAGUUCCUCGAGCGCUCCUGCACCGCUGAGUUCUCCGGCUUCCUCCUCUACAAGGAGCUCGGUCGCAGGCUCAAGAAAACUAACCCGGUCGUGGCGGAGAUCUUCUCGCUCAUGUCCAGGGACGAGGCGCGCCAUGCUGGGUUUUUGAACAAGGGUCUGUCUGACUUCAACUUGGCGCUGGACCUGGGGUUCCUCACCAAGGCUAGGAAGUACACCUUCUUCAAGCCCAAGUUCAUCUUCUAUGCCACCUACCUGUCCGAGAAGAUUGGGUACUGGAGGUACAUCACCAUCUUCAGGCACCUCAAGGCGAACCCAGAGUACCAGGUGUACCCCAUCUUCAAGUACUUCGAGAACUGGUGCCAGGACGAGAACAGGCAUGGUGACUUCUUCUCUGCCCUGCUGAAGGCUCAGCCGCAGUUCCUCAAUGACUGGAAGGCCAAGCUCUGGUCACGGUUCUUCUGCCUCUCGGUGUAUGUGACCAUGUACCUGAAUGACUGCCAACGGACUACAUUCUAUGAGGGAAUUGGUCUGAACACGAAAGAAUUUGACAUGCAUGUGAUCAUUGAGACCAACCGCACAACAGCAAGGAUCUUCCCUGCUGUUCUGGAUGUCGAGAACCCUGAAUUCAAGAGGAAGCUUGACAGGAUGGUUGAGAUCAACCAGAAGAUCAUUGCUAUCGGAAAAUCAGAUGACAUUCCCCUAGUGAAGAACAUGAAGAGGAUUCCUCUCGUUGCCGCUCUGGUGUCUGAGAUCAUUGCUGCAUACCUCAUGCCCCCCAUUGAGUCCGGCUCGGUUGAUUUUGCUGAAUUUGAGCCCCAGCUUGUUUACUGAUUCUGUAGAAAGAUUUAUCUUCGGAUUAUUCUCUCCGAAAGACAAGUCGGUGCUUUCUCCCUAAGGGGCCUUAUGGUGAAAAAAACUGGGAUGGUCAAAGGAUCUGCAUCUUCUUGUGUCCGUUCGUCUGUACAGUACUGAGACUUCGGCAACAUAAAGCUUGGCUUGGCAAGUUCUUGUUGUGUGGCAUCUCCAUGGAAAUGACAGUGAACUGCAUCAGAAGCGAGCGUUCCAGUUUUCCAGCAGAAGGGCGCGUCUGAAGUUAUACUGAUAUGAAGCAAUAUCAUACAUACCUUUAUGGUCAACUGUACCACAUGGCCUCCGCGCAGAGUUGUUGAGCAUAUUUUUUAGCAUCCAUGUCAACAUCGGACUAGCAUGAUGCAUGUAUCCAGAUCCAGCGCAUUUGGCUGAUUGUGUAACACUAGAAACCAUUUAACAGCGUUUAGCUAUCUCAUGUAUUAUAAGUGUCAAUUAUCUAGAUGAAUUUGGUA